GGCAGAAGGAGUUGGACGAGACAGUACCCCAUGUUAUGCUGUAAAGGUUAAUAACGACCCACAUAGUAAGUGUGCUAUACAAAUGUCUGCCAUGUGGAUGACGUUUAUUCUGGCACUUGUGUAUUUACUACCUGAAAUCGCCUGUCAUGCCGGUCACGACCAUCACAAUCAUCCCUUCCUUACAAAGUCCAAGGCCAUGUCCUUUAUUCCACAAAAUCACUGGUUACAUCGCCGGAGUGCUUCUACAUGUCAAAAUAACGAAGGUUACUGCGAAGCCAACAAGAUGGAAUGUAUGAAUUAUGUUGAAUCCAACCGUGAACAUUUCUGUAGCAAGAGCCCCAACUUCUGUGGAAGCGGCCAAACGUGCUACCUGUACACACCGUGUCCUGCCCAUUUCGAAUUAGGAUGUACCGAGAAUGCCUGUCUCGGCUUGCCUUGUGAAAAUGGAGCGACUUGUAGCAGACUCGGCGGAUCAGCCUUCACGUGUUCGUGUACAUACGGGUUCUAUGGCAGCGUGUGUGAAUACGUUGACUCCUGUGUGACCGCCCCCUGUGUAAACGGCGGGACGUGUAACAGGAACGCCUCCAGCUACGACUGUUCGUGUACCGCCAGAUAUAACGGAAGCACUUGCGAAACAGAUUGUAGACCCGGACCAGCCGAUGUCAUUUUCAUCAUUGAUUCCUCGUAUAGUGCUGAGCAACAUUUCAACGAUUCCAAGGCCAUUGUCAUCGCCAUUGUUAACAAAUUAGCGAUAGGGACCGACGACUUCCAUGUAGGCGUGUUGAAGUAUUCGUUUAAUACUAGUGUGGAAUUUUCCUUUAACAACUUCACCGAUAAAGGACAAGUGUUAAGUGCCAUUGAUAAGAUUACUCGGAUAGCGGGACCAUCCUAUCUCGACACUGCUCUGGACAAGGCGAAGGAGAUGUUUUCUAGUUCAUCAACAUUUGGGGCAAGGACCCAUGUCAAUCAGUACAUCAUUAUAGUUUCGGACGGGUUAUCUACCCUGAGAACGGAAGCCAUACGUGACGCUCAAAUAUUGAGAAGUCAAGGAAUUAGAAUUUUCGCUAUUGGAAACGGAGAGCAAGUUGAUCAAACGGAACUACUGCAGUUAGCUACAGCUUCCCAAUACGUCUUUCCAGCAGGCAAGGAAGAUGACGUCACCAACGCCAUCCUCAUGGAGACUGUAAGCAAUAAUUGUACAGAUUGUUCACUUCACACGACGACGGACAUUUUGUUUUUGGUGGAUGUUUCUCUGUAUCAGACUUCCCUACAACAAACACUUGAUGCACUGAGGGACUUAAUAUACACCGCUCUGGAUUAUAAUGCAAAUACACAUGUCGGGAUGGCCACUUUUGAUUUGACUGCUAAAUUUAAAUUCCAUAUCAACCAAUAUACUGAGAAAGAUACGAUCCUUCUCCAUAGUCAGAUCGGUCUAGCUACUACAAACCGGAAGUCUAAUAUCAGCGCCGCCUUAGCGUUUGCUCGUGAGACUGGUUUCAAUAGUGCUCGUUCUGACGCACGGAAAGUUUUGGUAUUGUUUUCUAGUGAGAGUUGGUCAGACCUGGACAACAUCAGACAGCAGAGGCAGGCCCUGAACAUGGACAAUGUGACGGUGGCAUUUGUAAUGAUCGGUCGGUCGGCAGACCUUGUUACUGCGUAUUAUGUUGCGGAACACGCAAGUCACGUGUUUUAUAUAGAAAACGACCCUGAUUUAUAUCGAUUUGACGCCCUUGUCGCCCAGACAAGUCACGUGGAAUGUCCAAAUGAUAUAUUUGAUAUUAGGCAAUAGAUGUUUUAACUCAUAUUUAAAUAAGAUCCAGUUCUAUUUGUCUGACGUUUUAUUUGUUCAUUACGUGACAAUGAGUCAUAUGUAAAUAAACACACAAGUACAAUUAUUAAUGUUAACAGCAAUGGACAUUUACAUAAUUAAGGGUUAAAAUGUCUAUACGAACACAUGAUCACCUAAUAACACGACAUACCUACGAGUCUAAGUUCUAACUGAAUAAGUCGGAUGUUAUCUGACAUCUCCUAGUAACAAAAACAGCACACUAAUAAAGUUAAAUCCGGCAUUAACUGAUCGCUCAGUCUAAGGACGAUAAUCCUCUAUCUCCCCCUAAGUCUUUGUGGAAAAGAAUACUUAAUCACAAAUCAUAACCUAAGACAUUUCAUUGUCAGAACACUUAGGAGGCUGUGUCUGGCGAGCGGAGAGGCGAGGUGGCUGAACAGUCACUGCAAAUUCAGGCAUAGUCUCAGGUCACGGUUUGGUAGAUUCAUCGCGCUGUCCAGGAGAGGUAUCGGUGCAUGUCAACGGUAUUGCACUGGGAAGGAUGAAUGAAUAAGGAAAAUCGAACAUAAAUCUAGGAGAGGCUUCCAUUGAAAGGCGGUCUAUUGGUAAGGUAGAGUCCAUAACAUCAAUGGGCGGAGUGGGAGCAGAUGUAGGUGGCGGCUUCGGAAUCGGUGGGAGGUCGGUGGAGUUGGUCCGAGUAUACUCGGAUGUUUGUAUUGGAGUAUACUUCCGGAGGAAUUUCCUGUUCCUUCGACCCGAAUGACCCACUGAUUAAACUGUCGAACCUCAACAACCUUGCCAGACUUAUCCCAUUUCUUUGGAUGGGGUCCUGUCUGAUUUUGUAGCCGUACAUGGUCACCGAUCGUAAGUGGUGGAAGGCGCCUCGUAUGUUCGGUCAUUCUCUUUGCAUCCCUCAUAGGGCUGUUCCGAAGGGCUUCUUCUCUCUCGACGAAAGUUUCUUGCCAUGUCCGAUGGGGUUGGGAUGAAAUCCCUUAUCGGAUGGCAAAAUAGACACAUCGCUGGGGACAGCUUGUGGUCACGAUCGGGUGUAUUCCUGUACUGGAGGAUUGCAUGUUGAAACAUAUCGGUGUCCAGAUUACCGUUGGGAGUACUGCUGUCAGCAAUGAGGCAUUUCACUGUUUUUAUCCGAACAUCAGCACGACAAUUGUUGUGCGGAAAAGCGACGGAAGACAAUCGAUGAUGGACACCCCAAUCUUGUAAAAACUGUCUUGUCACGGUUGCAGUGAACUCUGGGCCUCCGUCGGAUGCUAGCUCGUCAGGUAUGCCACAGUUGGCAAAUGUUCUUCGUAGGCAGGUGAGCAGUCCAGCUGCACCUCCAGAAACCCUUUCGACUAUUGGCCAGUUGGAGUACCGGUCAACGAUAACAAGAUAACACACCUCUGUGUGUGAAGUAAUAUGCGCAGAUGCACUGAAAAAGGUAGUCAGGUGACAUCAAUGGGUAUGGAGGGGCAUUCGGAUUCGAUGGUGUAAUGCCAUUGCAAUGGUUACAAUCCAGCCUGGUGUUGUUAAUUGCGCGUGUAAUGCCUGGCCAAAAGAUUGAUCAGCUCUUGAAGUCAUCAUGGAUACUCUAUGAUGUGCGGAGUGUAGUGUUGCAAGUACCUCGUCCUGGAGGGAAGGGGAAUUACGACACGGUCCUUGUAAAGGACUACUCCAUCGCGUGAGUGGAGAUCUGAACAAAACUGGUAAAAAGUACGCAAGUUUGGUGGAUACGCAUGGCGUGAUUCUGGGAGUCUAUCCUCGAUCAUGUUAAGGAGCUGAGUCAUUGAGUCAUCACUGGAUGUGGCGAUCCGAACCCUAUCCCAUGUGACGGCCCGUGAGCCGAGUGAGGAGAAAGUGGGUUCUGCUGCAGCUACCAAAGUGUCCUCAAAGUCGUCGGGAGCCUCAAAUGUCCGAAUCACAAUAAGACUAUCCGAUGGGGUUGAUACAUCAUCUGGAAGGAACAACAGCUCCGGCUCACCACAAGGAUAUCUAGAUAGGCAAUCUGCCGCAAUGUUGGAAUACCUUAAAUAUUGUGUUACGACCACUACUAUCAUCAUUGGAAUUACACAGCCUACCCCGCCUUUAUAUUUUGGGGUCGCUGAUCGUAAGAUGAAUAGUUUGCACACUAUAGGCUGAGACACCAACAUAGUUCCCUUAAUCUUUUUUUUAAUGCAGCAUGGUCUUAUCCGUGUUAGAAUGCCUUCACUACUUUUUGAAUGUUUCCUUUUUUAUAAAUGAAAUAAAUACUCAUUUAUAAAACUUAAACGCUUUAAAUGUUGAAUUUAAUUUGGAAGCAAUCUUGUUUAAAUAUCUCCAUUUUCCCGUGGAAUUUAGCUCAAAUAUCUUUAUGUUCAAAUUUUCAUCAGAUCUAGCAACAGAUUUUGAUUUAGAAGUAUGCAUGUUUUCAGUGUAUCAGUACUUACCUGUGUGUAACUGUAUAUUGGGAGAAGGUGUAGAUAAGUUAUCAUUUGUGUCCAAUCAUUGUUGUGUUUUUAUUAAUCACUAGCGUAAUUAGGACCGCCUUUGAUGUUAGGCUAAGUGUCUAUUGCCCCUUUCUGAAGGAGUCCGUACCCAAUAACAUACCUGACAUACUAUUUCCCUCCAAGGGAUAAAAUUCCAUUAAAAUGUCUGAAAACA
This is a messenger RNA of Pecten maximus, 4423 nucleotides long. RefSeq names its product collagen alpha-5(VI) chain-like. Lineage: Eukaryota; Metazoa; Mollusca; Bivalvia; Pectinida; Pectinidae. The record is from RefSeq and is a predicted model, not a curated record. Gene Ontology annotation, molecular function: calcium ion binding.